This is a messenger RNA of Drosophila mojavensis, 3226 nucleotides long. RefSeq names its product bicaudal D-related protein homolog. The transcript has 7 exons. NCBI's taxonomy places the organism in Eukaryota, Metazoa, Arthropoda, Insecta, Diptera, Drosophilidae. The coding region runs from base 650 to 2473 and encodes 607 amino acids. The record is from RefSeq and is a predicted model, not a curated record.
GCAGUUUCAGUUAAUACCGAACCCUCGCGCCAGACUGACGUCGUGCAUUCCAUAGCGGAAACCCGAACGAACCACAGACCAAAACAAAAGAAAAACCCAAAAGCGAACUACCAAAAAAGUCGCGUUUCUCGGCAUCGGCAUCGGAAUCGGAAGUUCUUUUUGGCUUGCUGUUGUUGUCGCCGCAGUCGCCGUCGUGACCGAGAGUUGAAUCGUCAUAUAAACGCAUGCUGGGCUGCUCUUGGGCAGCGGACAUCUAUGGAAACAUCAUGUGGCUUGGGCCUGUCAUUCCCGAGGCACAUCUACAGCAUCACCAGGGACUUCAGCAUCAUCAACAACAAGAACAAAAACAGCAGCAGCAACAACAAGAGCGACUACAGCGUGUUGUCUUGUAUUUGAAAACCUAACCUAAUAAUAUAAAAAAGAGAGAGAGAAAACAAAAAACAAAUUAUAAUCGCCGCUAACAAAAUAAAUCGCUAAUCGCUCGCUCGCUCGCUCGAUUGCCCGGUCGAUCGCCUUCAUCAAAUCUAACAAGCAAUAAUAUACAUAUAAAUUAUUAUAUAUCGCAUUUUUGUGUUAUGUUUGUGUGUGUUUUGUUUGUUGUUCGUAAUACCACCCGACCACCACCACUUACCGCCUGCCGUUAACGAUCAUGCAUAGACCAAAGCUAGCAAAUCCUAUAACUGCUGCCGGUAUUGCUUCAUCCAUAUCAAACAACAACUACAACAACAAAUCAAAACGCGCACGUCAAUUCAGCAAGCCCACAACGGCCGGCACAGCAGCAGGGGCGACAGCUAAAGAGUCUGCAGUCGAUUUGUCAUCGCCACUCUACGAUAACCAUUCGCACUCCUCACUAAUUGACGCUUCAAUUGAUUUAGAACAUUACAUCAGCGCCAUGGAGGCACGACGCAACGAGAGCGAGCCGGAUGUGUGGGCUCAGUUGCAGCAAAAGGAAUCGGAUAUACUAUUGGCAGCAGAGCUGGGCAAAGCUUUGCUAGAAAAGAACGAGGAGCUGGUCAAACAACAGGAGAAAUUAAUUGAGGAAUAUUCCAGCAAAAUAGAGAAACUUGAGCAGGAGAAGCAUGUGCUGCGCCAGAAGCUAGCCAUAGCGGAAGAUGAGAGCGAUCAACGUGUGCUCGAGCUGCAGUCAGAUCUCAACGAGCUGAAGGACAAGCUGCAGACACAGGAUGCGGCCAUCAGGCAAGCGGAAAAGGAAAAGACCAUACUAAUCGAUGAGCUGCAGCAUCAGAAUACACGCUUGACCGAACAGAUACAGGAAGCACAUGCCACCGAAAUGAAGCUCAGUGCACAGAUUCAAGAGCUGAAGGACCAAUAUCACUACAGGAACAGCAGCCUUCAGGAGCACGUCAACAGCCUGGAGUCCAUCAAAACCGAACUAAACCUCACCACAGGCAAACGCCAGGAACUGGAGCGUCGUCUGCAGCACGCCCAGGAGGAGAAGGAGAGUCUCACCUCAUCGCUGGAGGAGGCCUCGGACCGCAUUCACAUGCUGGAACGACAUGCCCGCGAGCAAGAAACAAAAUUAGAGACCACCUUACAAGCAUUGGAACGUUCUCAGCGUGAAAAUAAUGUGCUUAGCGAGCGCUUGGGUGCGGACGCCAACUCGAGUACGCCGGGCAAAAAGAGUCUACAAUUCGAAAUGGAGUGCGAUGAGGAGGAGGCCAGCUUCUCGGAAUCCGGCAAGCCUAGCCAAAUGUGGAUAGAGGCGCGUUCUGUUUAUAUACAGCUGAAAUCCCUUGUGGACUCGCUUAAAGUGGGCCACGAUGAUGACUCAGGUCUCAAUUCUGAUAUAUCGCUGGAUCUGGAGUCGAUGGACAACACGAUGUCCAGCACAGAGCGCAAUGACAGCGACCAUAUGGCCAUUGAGUUCCGGCAGGGCAUGCUGUCAGCCAUGUCGGAUGAGCUGACGCGAUUGCUGCUUAACUUGGAUGCGGGCAACUUUAAGAAAAUGCUGGACCAGACACGCAAUCUAGUGCUGGAGCAGGAGGACGAGAUCAAGCGCAGCCAUCAGCUUAUACAGCAGCUGGAGGCUAAAGUCACGGUGACGGAUGUAGAGUUGCAGAAUGUGAAAGAGGAGCGCGAUCAGGCACGUGGCGAUCUCGUUGACAACACCGAUCGCGAUGAGCUGCUGACCAAGGCGCAAAAGGAACGCGAUGCGGCGAACGAGCGUCGCACCAAGGCCGAGGUGGAGCUGGCCAAGACGCGCGUCGAGCUGAUGCAGGCCAACAGUCAGCUGCUGGAGUCCAUUCAGCAGAAGGUGGAGCUGUCGCAGCAGCUCGAGCAAUGGCAAAUGGACAUGCAAGAGCUGAUCGAUGAGCAGAUGCGCUCCAAACUAAUCAACAACCGUCGCAACGCCCAGUCCGCCGAGACGACGACGACGGCGCCCAGCAGCACGGCAGCCCAGUUGGCCAAGCGGGUCUCCAGCUACAAACUGUGGAGUUUAUUUCAGCGCUAGUUGGGCAAACUUAACAACACGCUGGAAGAUCUAUGCAACUCUUAUAUUCUUAAUGUAGGAAGGAUCAACUAAAUAUAUAUACAUACAUAUAUUUUUAAUAUUUAUACACAAAAGAGAGCCUUAGCAUAUAUAUAUAUAUAUUUACGUAUGCAUGUACGUAUGUAUUUGUUGUAAUUUGUAUGUAUAUUGUAAUGAUGCGACCUUCUUUGGUUUUGUAGUGAAAUCUUUUUAAUUACGCUUUAUUAAUCUUAAAGACAUAAUGUAUUAUUGUAAUUGUACUCUCGUACCUAUGUUUAAACAAUAUUUCUGUACACAAAUUUUUUUAACACAAUCUCGCUCUCUCUCCCCUCUUUCCUAUCCAUGUUAGUUUAUCAUUUAAUUCUUUUAAGAUCAAACGGAAAAUCGAAAACAGAAAACAAAAAACAUAUCGCCCAUCUUGUUGAGCGGCUGGCAAUAGGCUUAAAGCCUUUCCUGGUUCAAAAACUUGUGUUUGCGAUUACUGAAAUCAAAAUGUUAUAAUCUAACCAUUUAUUGUACUUAAGCUGAUUUAAUUUUAAGCAAAGCAUUUAUGUUAAAACAAGAAAACAACAUUUAUAUAUCUGAAUGAUAUGAACGAGGCAGAUAAAACGGAAUUAUAUGCGAUCUUCGCAACGGACAACUUGCCUUAAAUACGGACAAUGAAAAGUUUAAUAUUUUAGAUUGUUUAACUCUAUAACUUACCAAUAAAUCUAUACAAUAUAAACAACAACAAAA